Entamoeba invadens IP1 is the source of this 969-nucleotide messenger RNA. RefSeq lists its product as hypothetical. The transcript has 4 exons. The coding region runs from base 1 to 969 and encodes 322 amino acids. NCBI's taxonomy places the organism in Eukaryota, Evosea, Mastigamoebida, Endamoebidae. The record is from RefSeq and is a predicted model, not a curated record.
AUGCGACAAAAGCAGUUGAAUAAUACCAACAUAAUUAAUGAACUAACAACUCUGUCAAAAAUGGCUUGUUUUUUUGGUGAGAAAAACCCCAAAUUUUUGCCAAAAAGAAGUCGAGAAAAGGUGGGGCGUCUGAAAGAUGUUGUUUUGGCGUUAUUACCAUCGAGCAGAAGCUCCAAAAAUUCAGAGAAUUUCGAAACUUUGUCAAUUGGGGAAAACAUGUUGUCUACUGAUUGUAAUCAGACCACGACAGAUUCUUCCGAAAAACAGUCCAAAAAGCCUUGCAAAUUUGCAUCCCGCAAACUAAGAGAUUACCAGACUUGUCAGCAAGGUAUUUUCAUUGGUCUUUUAAACAAGUUUUGUGAUAUUACCAUAAUAAAACCACCAAAGAAAGCAGUCAUUACACACCAAUUUGUGAAGAUUAAAACAAUAUCCUUUAAUUUUGAGGACUUCAUUGACAUUGAAGAGUUUUUACAAAGGCGAUGUAACGAUCAUAAAUUUGACGACAUGAAGCAGGGUUGUUCAGAGAAGACUGCAAAUAGGCGGUUCCAGACCAACAAAAAGACGGAAGCUUUACAUCUUCUGUUGGACGUGUUGGGAGAAGUUGGCUACUUUUUCGAGGUGAACACAACAAAGGGCAAGAAAGGGACAAUGAAGCUUCAAAACGUCGAACGGAUAUAUCAGAAUGAAAAGUAUCUCUUUGGUAUUGAUGAAAUCUAUGAUGUUGGCUUUAAAAUUAACGAAGUGAUGAAUGUGUCUUGCCAAAGCUCGAUUCUCAAGUCCAAAAAAUGUUCAUUGAAAAUGAACAACAGCUGUAACUUAUUUAAUCGGCCUAGAGAUGGACUAACACUCGUAAUAAAAGAAAACAACGUUAGGGGGUGUUUUCACCUGAAAAUGUUUAUUGUAACAAACCAAAAGGUAAAGGGGUAUAAACAUUUUGAAGGUCUUUUUGCUGGAGUCAAAAAGCGGUAA